Messenger RNA from Solea senegalensis (Senegalese sole), 4299 nucleotides. It is a transcript of the gene rassf8b, whose product is annotated as Ras association domain family member 8b. NCBI's taxonomy places the organism in Eukaryota, Metazoa, Chordata, Actinopteri, Pleuronectiformes, Soleidae. The coding region runs from base 378 to 1688 and encodes 436 amino acids. Gene Ontology annotation, biological process: signal transduction. The record is from RefSeq and is a predicted model, not a curated record. The transcript has 10 exons.
GAUCCGUCCGGUCCAGUUUGCGUCGCCGGUGCAGUGCAGUGCAGCUUUAACGGCUCCAUCAUGCCUUGCGAGCAGGAGCGGAUGUCGGAUGUCCGACGACUGGACGGACGCAUGUUUACAUCCACACAGACGCGCGGAUGUGCGCGGCGCACCGUGAACUGGCGCGGCUCGUGUCGGGAACAGACCGUGUGGGCCCGCAUCAUCAUAUGAACUCCUGCGUUUUUAUCUCCACUGGGAAACAAAGUGAGUCUGCAGCAGCAGCAGGAACACGAGCAGGAGGAGACACUGGCAUGUUGUGAUCUGCGGGCUCAAUUACAGAAUGCACAUUAAACCGUCACUAGUUCCCCCUUGUGGUGCGGAGGAAUGAGGGCCUUUGGAUGAAGGCCAUGGAGCUGAAAGUGUGGGUGGACGGUGUGCAGCGCAUCGUGUGCGGGGUCACGGAGUUCACCACAUGUCAGGAAGUGGUCAUCGCUUUGGCACAAGCUAUUGGACGCACCGGCAGAUACACGUUGAUCGAGAAAUGGCGGGAUACCGAGCGCCACCUGGCUCCAAACGAAAACCCCGUGGUGUCCCUGAACAAGUGGGGUCAGUAUGCCAGCGAUGUGCAGCUCAUACUCCAGAGAACCGGGCCGUCCAUCAGCGAGCGGCCCACUUCUGACAGGCAGGCUCGCGUUCCGGAGCGAGGCUUCUACCGCCAGAGCCUCCCACCUCUGGCCAAGUUCCGCACGUCGGGCGCAGACCACUCGCUGAAGCGAAGGGAACCCAAGCGCAAGUCGCUGACCUUCUCUGGAGGGGCCAAAGGUCUGCGGGAGAUCUUUGGGAGAAGCAGAGAUGCUGAAGCCAAACAGGCUCAGCAGCGCAGUGUGAGCUUGAACCUGAGCAGAGUUGGAGGCGGCGGAGUAGCAUCUGUGCCUGGGAGUCCGGCCAGAGAUUUGAGCCGGCUGGUGCAGCUGCAGAGAGACAAACUCCAGGCCCUGGAGAGCCGUCUGCUGGGCUGUGAGGCCGAGCUGGGAGAGUGGGAGGAGGCCGCCAGUGAAGCCAUUGAAAGAGAAAAUCUGGAGGUAGAGCUUCUGCUCUUAGAGCAGCAGGUGCGGAGGAACGACGCCGAGAUCGAGGAGGACGAAUUCUGGCAGAACGAGCUUCAGAUCGAGCAGGAGAGCGAGCGGCAGCUCAGGCAACAGUUAGCCGAGCUGCAGGGCCGCGUGCGCGAGUGCGAGGCCAAGCUUUCAGAGCAUCUCGCGCGCAUACAGAGCAUGGAAACCGGCGUGGAGCAGGAGCGGCUGCAGCAGGAGGCCGAGCUCAACCAGAGGGUCAAUGACGAGGAGGUGCAGUCCCAGCUGGAGAAAGUGAGGGCAGAGCUGGAAAUGCAGAGCCAACAAACGGCGCGGCUGGAGAGCAGCUGCAGGGCGUUGGAGCGCUCGCUCAGCCAGUCAGGCAAGAGAUUACAGGAAAAAGAGCAGGAGCUGGAGCAGCUGACGAAAGAGCUGCGACAGGUCAACCUGCAGCAGUUCAUCCAGCAGACGGGAACCAAGGUCACCGUGCUGCCUGCUCAGCCCUCAGCAGGGGACAAUGAAGUGGAGCGCGACUCUCUGAGAAGACGAGGCUCGUCGCGCCUCUUGCCCAGCGACCUCCGAACUCUUCAGAGCGCCGUCUCCUCCAGCCUCAACCCAGAAGGGAUCUAUGUGUGACACCGGGAGACGUGACAUUAUUUUUUGGCAGUGGCACGGCCAGAUGUCCUAUUGGACUCUUUUCUAUUACAGAGAAAGGUCAAAACAAAAAGUGACCUGCUGAAAAUGCUCCUGAGCAAAAACACUGAAACAAUCUAACCUAAAGAGAGAAAAAAGAAAAACAUGGUUGAUUUGUUUUUGCACUGCCUCUCUCUCUCCCCUCCAUGCCAUAACUGACACUCAAAGUGAUGUCAAUAUCCAUUUUCAUUGCCUGGAUUCUUAAGGAAUGGGUGAAGAUUCGUCUUGAAAAAUCAAGCCAGCAGACAUUUAUUUUUUGCGUCAGUUAAAGGAGGUUUGCGACAAACAGUGUGGAUUUAAAGCGAUGCAAAGUUUGGACACAUGUACACGUAUGCAUAAACAAACAUAAAAGGAAAAAAAAGAGUUGUGCAUGAGCAUGCACAAACCGAACAGUGACGUCACACCUGUGCUAUAACUGUAGCCAUAUCUGAUUGCCUUACUCUGGUGUUUUGUUUUGUUUUAAACCAGACUUCAAUAUGUGUAAAAGAAACUCAAGGUAGCUACUAAACGUAUAUUAUUCAGCAUUAGCACCGGUUCAGGUGAUACUGAGGUCGUUGUAACUGAUGUCAGUAGAUACAAUGGUUCCAAUGUGAAUUUGGACUUUUUGUAUUGGAUUUGAACAGAAAAUCUGCCUCAUUAUUUCCUGUCGAUCUUAUAUAAUCCUUUAUAUUAAAGAGAUAGAGGUGGAGGCUACAAAAAAAAGUAUGGCUCCCGUUUGGGUGGAGAAACAUGAAAUGCUUUCUUUUCCACAAAACCCCAUGAUAGCCUUGGAGUCUGCAUUUAAAAUCCAGCUUGAAAAAUGUACUCAGUUUAACCACUGGGUGGUGGCAAAACAUACAUUAUUUAGCUGGCUGAAAGUUAACUGUAAGUGUGUAAGUUGGUCCUGCUCCUGUUGAUGUUUGCCAUCCACACGAGGGUCAGAGGUCACUGGACGCAGGUCACACAGGUCGCCGGUUUGUCGGUAUUUCUUUGUCUUUAUUUUCACAAUCAUACUGUUUUGUAACAAAGCCUCAGCACUUUAACUGUCAGUGUUUUUAACCUGAGGUGCCACGUACAGUGUUUGACAUGGUUCACUGUGUUCAUGAAGCAGGGACACACACACACACAUUUGAUUUUUAUCAUUCUAAAGAACUUAAAGAAAGAUGUCUCAUAUGAACCAAAGGUAGUGUGAAGGAAAAGAAAAAUCUAAUUACUUAGAUGAAUGUACUUUUUCAAUACAGUAUUUAUGCAGCUUAUCUCUAUGAACUGGGAGAAUAAGAAUAAGAGGCUGUAAUUGUGUACAAAAUAACACUGUUGUGUUGCAACUUAAACGCGUGUGAAUGCAUGAAACUUUCACUUAAUUUUUUUUUCCCCCUUUUGUCCGUUUGCAUCGUCACUGUUAAAUAUAAUUUGUGCACAAGGUACAAUCUGUCCUAUUCAUUCACAAAUUGGGAUUUCGUCACGUGGGUUUGUAAUUCGCGAGGCAGCCACAGGAAUGAUCAUUUCAGGAGCUCAGGUUCACACUGAGCUUCGUUUAAAGGGAGUAUAUAUAAACCAGCCUUGGUGGAAGUGUAUUAAUAAGGGUGAAAUUCCUCUUUCCAGUGUGUGUGGAGCAUCUUGCGUUGUUGUUUUGCCGUGCUAAUGUACCCAGAGGAAUUCACAUCACAACAAGCAUGCCUUACAGAAAAGAAGUCCUGUAUAUAAUGUCAACAUAUCACAUCAGUGUGUGUGUGUGUGUGUAGAUUAUUUUUGAAGUAAAAAAAUAUGCAGAGUGUGAGAGAGGUUAGAUUUUAAUGUGUGAUUGGUUUGUCCGGACUCCUAAUAAUUACCAUUAUGUGACAAUUAUUAGUUUUUUUUGUUCUGUCAUUUUUGCCUUGUUAACAUUCUACGCCGAUGGACGUCAGAAAAUGGCCAAACCUUUUCACUGUUUCUUAAAUAAAACCCCAAAUGUAAAUGUGUCAAACGUGACACUAGUUUACCAACGUUUAUCCUCCGUCACGCGUAGACACUUUGCCAAUGACUGUCGUCGGGCGGCUCAAUAACAGUGCAUAUACAAGACAAGAUGAUAGAGCCAUUAUGGAAACGGCCUUCAAGUGGUUUUGAAAGCUUCUAUGGAAACGCCACGGCUCAGGGAAAUUUCAAGACACAGAAUUACCCACAAAACAUUGGACAGAAAGUAAUUAAGGAUGAAAGCUGUUUAGCUCCUGUACAGACACAGGACAACAAGCGUAACCAAGGCAAUGAUUCGCUGCUGGAUGAGGUGUAGCUUUACUUGAAAAGUAAAGUGUCUGUGCUGGCUCGUGAUUAAUGUUAUAGCUGUAGUCUCGCCUUGUAAUGCAUGUAUUUGACACGACAGAGACACAGCGGGUAAACAAACUGGGACAAGUUCAAGUCUUUUUGAGCUUGUAGUGCCGUUCAUUGAGACACAACCUCAUCACUAACUUGCAUUGACUCGACAAUUAGAAUAUUAAAUGUUUUAUUUUGUAUUAACUUCAUCUUCUGUGUCACCCCACAUGUUAUAAUUCAGCCACUUAGUAUGAAAGACAUGAAGAUAAAUUCAAGAAUAAUGGAAAAG